AUGAUAUCCUCCCUGCAUAUAUCCGAUGACCUCAAUCAACACCCGAUGAUAUAUGGGGAUAUCAAAGGCAAAGGUAAAGCUAAAGUCAAACCGGAAGAAGAAAUAUUAAUGGAUGAUAAAGGAGAUGAACUGUUUUAUAGAAGUUUCAAGAAUGAAGAAGAAGAUCUAGCAGGUAUGAUGAGGUUGGUAGCUGAGGAAUUGUCGGAACCGUAUAAUGUAUAUACCUUCAGAUAUUUCUUAAUUGACUGGCCGCAUCUAUCAUUUCUGGUCUUCCCAACACCUCAGUCGAAAGAUUCGAUAGCAACUAUAGUAUGCAAACAAGACUCACAUCGGGGUAAAACGAAUAGAGGUUACAUAGCUAUGUUGAGUGUGGACAAAGCUUGGAGACGGAGGGGUAUAGCUAGUAAGCUAGUUCAGCUCGCUAUCAAGGAAAUGGCUCAACGAGGCGCAAAUGAGGUGGUCCUGGAGACAGAAUUUGAUAACGCUCCUUCUCUUUCCCUAUAUGACAGAUUGGGAUUUCUGCGAGAAAAGAGAUUGCACAGGUUUUACUCGAAUCACAAGGACGCCUUUCGCCUAAUACUGCCGAUCGAGACCGAUCCACCUGCCCGACAAGAAACAGAAAGUGAAGCUGAAGAAGGAAGGUGGAAUGUGGGUGCUGGACCAGGUCUAGAUCCUAUAAAUGAGGCUGAAGAAAAUCCUCCUAAAUAUUUCACGGAAGGUGAUCCUGCGGGAACGCAUACUCCGAGACCACCCCCUAAACCUUUGGAAGACUGGGGCAUGUACACGUAG
Molecule: messenger RNA, 789 nt
Organism: Kwoniella shivajii
Lineage: Eukaryota; Fungi; Basidiomycota; Tremellomycetes; Tremellales; Cryptococcaceae
Exons: 8
Coding region: 1-789 (262 amino acids)
Biological process (GO): N-terminal peptidyl-methionine acetylation
Cellular component (GO): NatC complex
Molecular function (GO): protein-N-terminal amino-acid acetyltransferase activity
Source: RefSeq, a predicted model, not a curated record